Zygosaccharomyces rouxii is the source of this 360-nucleotide messenger RNA. RefSeq names its product Mzm1p (gene MZM1). Gene Ontology annotation, biological process: mitochondrial respiratory chain complex III assembly. The coding region runs from base 1 to 360 and encodes 119 amino acids. The record is from RefSeq and is a predicted model, not a curated record. The transcript has a single exon. NCBI's taxonomy places the organism in Eukaryota, Fungi, Ascomycota, Saccharomycetes, Saccharomycetales, Saccharomycetaceae.
AUGAGUCUGAGGCAAAAUGCUUUGAAUGCGUAUAGAAACGGUUUAAGAGCCACUCGUAUCGCCUUCGGUGGUGAUACUAGGAUGCUAUUGGCAUCAAGAGCUAAGAUGAGAGAAGGUAUGGAAAAUCCACCUAAUCCUGAACUGAGUAAGGAACAGCAGAUUAAACACUUGGAAGAUGUGGCUACAUUUUUAAAACGUAAUUUGGUUCAAGGUAGAAAGGAAGGUACUGAUGAGAAGUACCACUUAAACAUUCAUAAAGAAACUGAAUUAGGUGAUAACGAGUCAAUUAAACAGACCAAAAAGACUUUAGUUUCUCAAGGCGGUGGUUGCUGUGGCGGUGGUAAAGAUCUCUACAAAUGA